Messenger RNA from Ochlerotatus camptorhynchus, 1080 nucleotides. It is a transcript of the gene Den1, whose product is annotated as Deneddylase 1. Lineage: Eukaryota; Metazoa; Arthropoda; Insecta; Diptera; Culicidae. The transcript has a single exon. Gene Ontology annotation, biological process: protein deneddylation; proteolysis. The record is from RefSeq and is a predicted model, not a curated record. Gene Ontology annotation, molecular function: cysteine-type peptidase activity; deNEDDylase activity. The coding region runs from base 111 to 761 and encodes 216 amino acids.
UGUCAGAGUUUGUUGUUGAUUAUUCUGCAAAGCGUGAGUUCCGAUUUGUUUACGGUGCUAUCCGCCAGCUGUUCGCUGGAGACUGUGUUUUGAUCCAGUAUUCAAGAAGGAUGUCGUUCCGUUCCGGAGAUCAGGUAGCCUUGAGUUUCCACGAAUCGUGUCUGCGGCUGUCGGAUGUGGAACUGCUGAAGGGGCCGUACUGGCUGAACGAUCAGAUAAUUUCGUUCUACUUCGAGUACCUGGAGAAUCUGAUCUUCAAAGAUGAAGAAGAUUUGCUGUUUGUCAGUCCAGAAGUGACCCAGUGCAUCCGGAUGGUGUCCGAGGCGGAGGUUGGCAUAUUUCUGGAACCGUUGAAAGCUGCGCAGAGGUCGUUUAUAUUUUUUGCACUGAACGAUAACCAGAUUGCGGAUCAGGCAGGUGGGUCGCACUGGAGUUUGUUGGUGUUCUCCCGGCCGGAAAUGGUGUUCUACCACUUCGAUUCGUCGUACAACAGCAACUCGGAGAUCUGUCGGCAGUUUGUAACGGCACUGAAGCGAGCUUUAAACUGUCCCAAGGCACAGCUUCGGUCCGGAGAUUGCCUGCAGCAGAGCAAUGGGUACGACUGCGGAGUGCAUGUGCUGUGUACCGUGGACAAGGUGACGCAGCAGAUCCGGAAGACGAGGAAGAUCGAGGGCGUCAAGAGCGCCCGGUACGAUGUGAUCCGAGGCAAGCGGGAGGAAAUUCUAAACAUCAUCAUAGACCUGGGCGGGAGAAUCAACUAGAGAAUGCACCAGUUCACGAAUUCUUUCCACCGGAAGUGCUUUCUUAGCGAUUAACAGAAUAACUCCAAACCACCACCACCGGUGGACGAAAAUUCUAGUUUGCUGGACGCAGGUCAACACUUCAAUGUAGAGUAACAAAUCUGAUGUAUCGUACACUUGCUGUUUUAAAUAACUGUAUAUUUUUAGAAUGUGUUAACUUGUAGACGGAAAAUUGACGUUAUGCAUAUUUUCUAGAUUGUAGUAAUUUAUUUCACCUCAAUAGCGAUCGACGGAAUAUAGUUCUAAUUAUUCAGUUGCACAAUCUCAAGAUAAAGCAUUA